This is a messenger RNA of Drepanopeziza brunnea f. sp. 'multigermtubi' MB_m1, 2778 nucleotides long. The record is from RefSeq and is a predicted model, not a curated record. Lineage: Eukaryota; Fungi; Ascomycota; Leotiomycetes; Helotiales; Drepanopezizaceae.
AUGUCGCAGAUCCUCACCACCACCGCCAGCGAGGGACAAGUCGCUGUCCGCCCCCUCCCCCUCUCCAGAGCAGCCCGACAGCCUCGCAACUACGCCUGCUCCAGGUGUCCCAAGAGCUUUAAACGGAGUGAACACUGCAUCCGACACGAACGCGGCCACACCCAGGAGAAACCGUUCCAGUGCCGGUUCUGCGGGCGUCGAUAUGCUAGGAAGGAUCUGGUCACUCGCCACGAGAAAUCCUUUCACCCUAAUGCCGAUAUUCCCAUCGCAGCAUGCGUAGAGGUCGAGAAUGCUUCAAAGACCGAGACUCCGCCGGAUCUGCAGGCAUCGACAGACCAUCCCGUGACGCCCGUGUCCGCAUCUCCAGUCGACUCCUCGAUGGAGAUGGACCCGGAUACCUUCCUGGUGUCGAACAAAACACCAAGCGUCGCUGGCUCGGAGCAGAGUAGUAGAUCCCUACGGAGCAGGAAUUCCGAUGCGGGUCCUUUACCCUUUCAGCUCGGCUCGGAUCGCCGGCCGUCAGUCGCUAAUUCCUACGACCACCACCAACAGACGAUUAUGGCAACGCCCCCGACCACCUUGGUCGGAGAACCCAUGAAUCACGAAUUUGCAUGGGAAGGGUCGAGGUCCGGGUCCGGGUCCGGGUCCGGGUGCAUAGCUACUACCAGCCAGAGCCAGCCCAGCCAGGAGACAAGCGCAUAUACUGGCGAACAUCCCGAUUUUUCAGAAUUCCUCCCUUGGUUUGCAACAGACAUCGGAGAAGCAACGUGGUCGGGCAUCAAUCACAGCCGUGGCGGCAGUAUCGCAAAUGCAGACUUCUCCAAUCAACAUCGGCUCAAUGCACCCGAAGAGAAUGGAGACCAAUUUGAUGCCUUUUUCAGCCAUGUUGACCUUCUCCAGAAUGGCGCAAACUUUGGGACCGAUCCCGCCACAUACAUGGUAGACUCCUCCAGUUCCGCGCCGUUGGAGAUGGCGAAAGAUCAUAGUGACCAGGCGGAAUGCAUGUCAUCAUGGCCGCCGGAAUCAACUGCAAUAACAGCAACAGCAACAACAAUCGACCAAGCCGCUUCUUCCCACACCCACAUGGACGCGAAAUCCGCGGCGUUCGCGAACCAGGGAUCUUUCUCAAGGAUGCCGAGCAUAAUGGCCCAGACGCCACGGAAGCUGACAAUCCCUUCUCUCGAUGCAGCAACCUAUGAUGCCAUUGUUGCUAGUAUAGAAAGCAAAGUCCCCCCCGAGCUCUGGGAGAACACAGGCAUACCAAGCCAUCAUGAUCUUCAACGGUUCAUGGUGAGCUACUUCACCUGUUUCCACCAGCAUUGCCCAAUGCUCCAGCCUUCUCUGGAUCCGAGCAACUCUCCCCACCAUCUGAUACUUGCUAUUUGUUCCGUGGGAGCUCUUUAUCGACUCAUUCGGAAGAAAGCCAGGGAUAUGUGGAGUUGGGCGAAUUUUCUAGCAGACACAGAAACGAAUUCGAGUUCCGCGGAUAUCAUGUCACGUCCCGCCGUGGCUUUAGUACAAACUAAACUCUUGCUUGGCUCAUUUGCUAUCCUGAAUGGAGAUAUGAUGGAACAAGCGCUGAAAAAAGUUGGAUGCUGGUGUUUGGAGUAUCGUGUUCGGCGCUGCGCAUUGGCGUUGAGGCCUCAUAGCCCUUCUACCACGUACGAGGAGUGGGUACUGCGAGAAACAUCCAAAAGAAUACUAUACAGCAUGUUCAUCAUGAGUUCGCUCAUGACUGUCAUCUACGAUUUGUGUCCAGUAUUUGGCGUUACCCAGGAUCUGGAUAUCGAGAUUUUGGAUGCUGAAUGUUUGUGGGAGGCAGCCAACAAGGAGCAGUGGGAAUCAUUUCGAAGAUCACAGCGCGCGCAAAGCCCUAGGUUCACCAUCAGGGAUGCACUAGCCCACCUUAUCCACGGCAAGGAGCAAAUGGCCGUCGAUGGGCAACCUGUCAAAUGGAGUGGCUUCGCUACUGCGAUGGUCUUCCAUGCGGUGAACGUUCAUAACUGGAAUGUGAUGCAGAGCACCCAAUCUCUCACUGCUUUUGCGGUCGACGAGCAAAACAACAAGACGCUCAAAGCAGCCUUGGUGUCGCAAGUGGAUGUCUCCUUGGCGCGGUGCUACGCCCUGGUCACAGCCGAUCGAGCUGAGCGAGAGCGUAGCUCCGACGAUCCCGAAGGGCCCCUCAUGUUCAACUGCAUCGCCUUGUUGCGAAGCGCUUACGUCCGCGUCUUCACCGGAGCCGGCAGCUUCAAUCGCAUGAUGCUGCUGGGUGGGAACCCGGCCCAAGUCGCAGGCGAGAUCCAGGCCUUCCUCAGCAGCAGCCAGGAACGGAGUCUCCUCGUGACAAGAGCAGCCGAGAUGGCCUACGGAGGUCUCCUCACCCCCGUCAAAGCCGGCUACAUCCUCGUUCAGAAAACCGCCGCCCUGACCUGGAGUAUCGAGCACGCGGUCGCCGCCUGGGACUGCGCGCUCUUCGUCUCGAAAUGGGUCCACGAGAUGGAGAUGCAGCAGCGGAACGUACCCCCCAACGCGGACGAGAUGCGCAUCCUCCUCAACUUCCGCAAGCUGCUGGAGGAGGUCGACAGCAGCUAUGACGGCUCGGGCUCCAUGGCGGCAGAGAUCAGCCGGACGUGGGCCGGCUUUCUGGACGACACGUGGGUUUGGGGCAUUACGCCGAUGAUGGGGCAGGUUCUCAGGCAGCUCUCGGCUGCCUUUGCGAAGGACUGGGCUAAGAAUUUCCCGCUGGGAAAUGUAGAUGGGCCGUUGCGGGCGGGCUGA